Tetrahymena thermophila SB210 is the source of this 546-nucleotide messenger RNA. RefSeq lists its product as hypothetical. The transcript has a single exon. Lineage: Eukaryota; Ciliophora; Oligohymenophorea; Hymenostomatida; Tetrahymenidae. The record is from RefSeq and is a predicted model, not a curated record.
AUGGAUGAAUAAGAGUCUGCAAAGAUAAGUUACGAUAAUUUAAUUAAAAGGGUUCAAAGAUUAAAUGAAGAUUUCACUAUGUUGAUAGAUUCCAUAACUGAUCUUAGAGAUAAAAUGUACACCUUUUUGGACUAAAGUCACAAUAUUUAAGUUUAAAUAAAUCAAACCAACUCAAAUAAAAAAUUGUAAAGUUAAUUUGCGUCUUCUAGCUCCUAUCAUACAGAUUAUUAAUACUUGCAGAAUAAUUUUGAUGCUAAUGAUAAGUCAGAGUAUUAGCAGUUUAUUAAAGAUGUAGCAAAAGAUUUUUGGAAAUUAUAUCUUAAGUUUAGUUUUCUUGACGGAAAUAGAGUCAAUCAUGCUUUAAUAAAAGCAAGAGCUUUAGGCUAUAAUAUAGAUGAUAUUUUAGAGAAAAAAGAAAUUUUGAAGAAGUAUUUUAUAGAAUAAAGUCAAUUAGAUGAAUCUUAAAAAUAGGCUUAAAUUUAAAGCGAAGUAAACAAUAAUAAUAAAAAUAAUUAAUCAUCUCAUACAUCAUUAUAAUAAGUUUGA